AUAAUUAAAGAACAGAGUUCUGAAUCCUUUAUUAAAAUAGCUUCUACAAAUACUUGACUAGCCCACCGUACUCACCCUCUACACCUAGCCUGAGCAACCCGCGGUCCCAAACUCAAACCUGAUUACAGUCACUUCCGCCUAGGCUCCCUAGCUCCGCCCAUAUGAGCGGAAGUAUUUUCCUUUCGGGUCCUCCCGCCUGUAGGGGGCUCUCUGAGGCUUCCAGUGCCACGAAGGCCUCCAGCCUGGGCUGACCCUGCGGCGCCUGUUACUUUAGCUCCAAAGAAUACAUUUGCACCAUAACUCUCUCGGCCAGGAAACAAUCGCACAGGCAUCUUACUCUGGACUACAACGUUCACACUCAGUCUCGGCCGAGCGUCCUCAUUAUCAAGCCCUGGUGCAGUGGUGCGUCGGAGUCAGGCGUCAUGGGGACAGCCCCAGAGUGCCGAAAGUCCCCAGCCCGCUUCCUCCUGCGAAGACGUAGCUGCGGGUGGUUGUGGUGGCGGCGUCCAAGAUGUCGACGAAGAAUUUCCGAGUCAGUGACGGUGACUGGAUUUGCCCUGACAAAAAAUGUGGAAAUGUAAACUUUGCCAGAAGAACCAGCUGUAAUAGAUGUGGUCGGGAGAAAACAACUGAGGCUAAGAUGAUGAAAGCUGGGGGUACUGAAAUAGGGAAGACACUUGCAGAAAAGAGCCGAGGCCUUUUUAGUGCUAAUGACUGGCAGUGCAAAACAUGCAGUAAUGUGAAUUGGGCCAGAAGAUCAGAGUGUAACAUGUGUAAUACUCCAAAGUAUGCUAAGUUAGAAGAAAGAACAGGCUAUGGUGGUGGUUUUAAUGAAAGAGAAAAUGUUGAAUAUAUAGAAAGAGAAGAAUCUGAUGGUGAAUAUGAUGAGUUUGGACGUAAAAAGAAAAAAUACAGAGGGAAGGCAGUUGGUCCUGCAUCUAUUUUAAAGGAAGUUGAAGAUAAAGAAUCUGAGGGAGAAGAAGAGGAUGAGGAUGAAGAUCUUUCUAAAUAUAAAUUAGAUGAGGAUGAGGAUGAAGAUGAUGCUGAUCUCUCAAAAUAUAAUCUUGAUGCCAGUGAAGAAGAAGAUAGUAAUAAAAAGAAAUCUAAUAGACGAAGUCGCUCAAAGUCUCGAUCUUCACAUUCACGAUCUUCAUCACGCUCAUCCUCCCCCUCAAGUUCAAGGUCUAGGUCCAGGUCCCGUUCAAGAAGUUCUUCCAGUUCGCAGUCAAGAUCUCGUUCCAGUUCCAGAGAACGUUCGAGAUCUCGUGGGUCGAAAUCAAGAUCCAGCUCCAGGUCCCACAGGGGCUCUUCUUCCCCACGAAAAAGAUCUUAUUCAAGUUCAUCAUCAUCUCCUGAGAGGAACAGAAAGAGAAGUCGUUCUAGAUCUUCUUCAUCUGGUGAUCGCAAAAAAAGACGAACAAGAUCACGGUCACCCGAAAGCCAGGUGAUUGGUGAAAACACUAAACAACCCUGAGCCCAGGGCCAACCCCUCGGAACACCACUACUUUACCCAGGCACCACAGGUCAUCUUCUGGAUCAUCCCAUUCUGGUUCCCGUUCAAGUUCAAAAAAGAAAUAAUGUAUUAAAAUUUACAUCUUAAAAAAAAAUCAGUACAGUGCAUGAAGCAUAUUUUUUAAGAAGUUGGUGUCUUACUUGGUCAGAAGUGCUAAAUCUGCUAGUAGAGGUGCAUGCCUUUCAUUGCUUUUCAGAACAAUACAGCUGUGUUUAUUUGUGAAAUUAGAAGUAAAUAGUAUUUUAAGCCAUAAUGUCCCAAAAUAUAUGCUCUAUCAUUCAUUAUUUACAACCAUUUGCUUCACUUAAAACCAUUUCAGCUAUGACAAAGUACUUUGUUUCCUAAUUUGAACUCUUGUUUUUUUUUCAUUUCCGAAUAUGAACUGUCUAUUGACUGAAGACAGGAUAACCUAGGCUUGCCUGAACUUUGGGCAUGGAGGCAAGACUGUGGUAAAGUAGUCGGAAACAAUCUGUUUAUGUUAUUCUGGGAAAAGGAGUCCACCUGUUUAUGUUAAUCUGUGUCAAAGUGAUUCUUAAUCAGAAAAGGUAAAACUAGUUGAAAAAGCCAACUGGAAACUUUUAUUUUGAAAUUCCCUAUGCUGAGGGUGCCUUAGAAUCUUUGUCUCUCUCUCUUACUCAGUUUUGCUUUCUGUACCACCACGUUUAAUGAAGAAAAAUCUUGUGAAUUGCAGAAGGAAAGAGGUGUUACUCAUUUCUCCUUGCCUGACACAUGAUUUUGAGCAAAAAUGUAAAACCAGUUCCUUUACUGGUAUUACUGAUGAGAAAAACAUCUAUUUCGAGAUGUUUAUCUUAAUAUUUUUAAGAAGCUUUAUGUGAUAUGCUUUAAAAACCCAGUUAUCACAUAUGGUAGUGCAGACAAAGUUAAAUCAUAGUUAAUGAGGAACAAAGAAAGCUUCAGAAGUAUAUUUCUCUGGUUGAAAGACCAACAGAGAUGUGAAUUUAAGUGAACAUUUAUUUGCCUUGAGAUGUUCAAACACUGCAUAAAAUUUGAGUAACAAAUGAAUGCUUAUUUCUGCAUGACACGCAGAAAAUACUUAUUGUUCCUAUUCACUUGAAAUUACUUAUGGCUUAAAAUACUUUCAGAGUUUGUUUUAUUUCUCAAAAUUAAAAUCUGGUCACCUGAGCUCCAUUAUGUCCUCUGGCUUAAAAACAGAAAGGUUUCUCUUAGCAGUAUCUUCAGUGACAAUGCAAGGUAAGUAUAUUAAGGGAAAUCGACAGUGUGCUGGGGACUUUUUGUCAUGGGGGUCAGUACCCACUUCUUGGGUUUUUUUUCCUUAAUUUUAAGUUAUUGUCUACUGCAAUUAAAAAUUUAAAAGUUUUAAGGUGUUCAGUAGACCAAACAAAAUUAUUUGUUUAUUUUUAAAUGAGUGAUUUUUCUCUUCAACUUAACCUAAAGAUGAAAGCAAAAUACCUUAUGUAGAAGUAUUUUGAUAAUAUUUUUACAAAGAACUUCCCCUUGUUUUUUUAUGUCUUAAUUUUCUUUGCUACGUUUACUGUAGGUUGCACAAGAACCUUUACUCUCUUGUAAUUGUGCCUCAGACUUCUUGAAAGUCCACCUUCUAAAUUGCCCAGAUGGUCUUCUAGAGUCUACAUGUUACCAUUGGUUUAUUCUUGUGCUUUCUGUAUUUGAAACUUUGGCUGUACUAAGCAAAUGCAAGGUUAUAAAUUUAGCUAAUAGUUUACAGACAAUUCAGAUGAUUAUGAUUUCAUUUGGUUUAAGCUGUACUAGUUCAUUUCAUGAGGAAAUGAUGCUGUAGACAAAUGUAAAUAAAGCUGUGAGUCAA
Messenger RNA from Zalophus californianus (California sea lion), 3317 nucleotides. RefSeq names its product zinc finger RANBP2-type containing 2 (gene ZRANB2). Lineage: Eukaryota; Metazoa; Chordata; Mammalia; Carnivora; Otariidae. Bases 512 to 1474 code for a protein of 320 amino acids. The transcript has 11 exons. Gene Ontology annotation, biological process: RNA processing. Gene Ontology annotation, molecular function: lipopolysaccharide binding; RNA binding. The record is from RefSeq and is a predicted model, not a curated record.